Myiozetetes cayanensis is the source of this 5608-nucleotide messenger RNA. RefSeq names its product transmembrane protein 272 (gene TMEM272). The record is from RefSeq and is a predicted model, not a curated record. Bases 248 to 811 code for a protein of 187 amino acids. NCBI's taxonomy places the organism in Eukaryota, Metazoa, Chordata, Aves, Passeriformes, Tyrannidae. The transcript is spliced from 5 exons.
CUCCCACGGUGCUGCUGUGGAGAGCUGUGAGAGCGACAGCCAGGAGGAAUAAAAGCCAUUAAGUCCCCCUGUACCUCCACAGGCAGGGUCCCAGGAGGCUGAGCACAGCUCUGAGGUCCCACCGGAGAGGACUCUCCCAGCAGGCUUUCACUGAAGGAUUUUGCUGUUCUUCUGACUGGUCUCCUCAUGCACAGGUGAACGGAUUGGUACCCACAGCACUCUCAGACACCCCAAAAGGUUCAUCACGAUGACUGCUGGCCUGGAGAAAGCCUGCCACCGGUGCAUAUCCAAAAUUGCCAGCAAUGCAUUCUUUAUAUUUGGGCUCCUCGCUUUCCUUGCGUUACCACUGUCCAUGACUUUUAUAGGAAUGAAGUUUUUGGAAGAUUGCCCAGUUCAGCCACUAAUUCCAUUAUAUCUGCUGGUGGGUGGCGUGAUUGGCAGCUUAAAGGUGACUCUCCUGCUGUAUGACUCAACCAGGAUGAGGCAGCUGCUUUCCAAGUCUGUUGUGAUUGAUGAUGAUGAUGACGACGAAUAUCCCUGGAGGCAGAAUGCUCACAAGUACUACAUCCAUCUAACCCUCAGCCUUUUCCUCUUUCUCUGGUUCAUUCUUGGGAACUACUGGGUUUUUUCUGUGUACCUGCCAAAUUUCAUUCCGCCUUUUCAUCAGCCUCAGGAUUACUGUGACAAAACCCUGUACAUUUUUGCUGUCGGUGUUCUCAUUAUCAGCCAUACUGUUCUGUUUCUCCUUAUCUUUUGUAGCUGCUGCAUAUACUGUUUUUCCAGGCAAAGAUUCUCUUCUGAGGAAGACUAAAUGUCACAUAAAUAAAGCCCCAGAUGUUUGGGCAAGAGCGUACAACAAAGAACAGGCAAUAAUAUACCUGUAUGUACAUCUUUGUUGUACUAUAUGUAUGUAUGAUAGCAGUCAACUGCAAGAGGAAAAUGUAAAAUACAAUGCCAUCUGGAAAUAGCUAUGCUGGAAUAUAGCAUAGUCUAUGUAAAAUUGCUGCUACAGAUGCCAGGGUGCACUCUUGCUAACUUUUACAUCCCUUUUUUAACUCUUGGAUGUUCUGUCUGGAUCAAGCUCCUGCAGAUGGCAAACUCCUCUAAAACCAGGUCUCCUUAUGUUGUGUAUAGCACAGUACAGCAUAGUACAUUUUUGCCUGUAAAAGUAGCCAUAUUGUCUUCUUCACUGGGGUAUGAACAUCUCCAUAACCUUGCUGAAGUUUGCUCUGUCCCCGCAUUACAGAUGAGGGAGUGAGACAAGGAGACAAAGAGCUGUAUUCAGGCCACUUUGCAUGGUUCAUGGACUUUGACAGUAAGUUAGCUGCUUGCUGGAGAGCAAUUCAGGACACAGUCAGACCAGUCUGUAGUAGUAAGUAGCUAUGAUAGCAACACGAAUGUGUAUAAAAGGCAGCCUGAAUAUGGCCCUCAGGUCUCUUCUAAUCCUAGACCAAAAAAUGUCUAUAUCUAACUUUGUGGCUAAAACAGGCACUAUGAAUAUAUCCACAUACAUCCAAUACAUCCAAACUGAGCCAAGGCUGCUUUGCAAGUCUUUGGCAGAACAUGGAACUGAGCUACUGAAUGUCAGAUCGGUGCUUCAACCAGGGCUCAGCAUUUCCCAAUCUGAGGAGACUCUUCCUCAUACAUUUUCUAUAGAAGUAAUUUGUCAGUAUCACACCGAGGUGACUGUCACACCAUUGUGAUCAAUUCCAUAGAAAAAUACGUGAUGUUACCUUGGUAUUUUAAAUAUAAAAAACAACAGUAAGACAUUGGCAGGGAUGUUGGAAUUUCAGGUGGAUGUGUUCACUACAGCAGGUCUCUGGGUUGUGCCGGGACCAUGCAUUUGAUUUGUUCACCUGGGCGCUGUACAUAUGGAAAUCUAUACUUCAGUGGACAGAUGUAACACAAGCAGCUUUUGAGUCAGCAGCAGCGUCCAGCUUUAAAAGCAUCAGCAUGCAGAGACACAACUGCUUUGUGACAUGCAAUGGAACAAGCCCAGAACUGGUUCUGGUAGACUGAUUUUCAUGUGUUGAAGAAUGCAGUGUAAAAGUGCUCUUUCUGCUUUUGCAUUUAUGCAUUUCUGUUAAUAUGGUCAAAAUGGAAUGGCUCCCCUCUAGAUAAGGACAAGGGUGGCCCCCAGCACAGGAAGUGGAUGUGUGCUUUGUGAAUUUUUUCUGUUAAAACCCACACAGCUGAAGCCUAUGUUUUAGAGAAACCUAAAAGGGUUGUACAAUGCCUGUGGACAGGUGAGAUCUAUAAAAGAACUCAACAAUAUGCCACAGAUUAAUAGGGUCUGCUCAACCAUCCUUCCUGGGACUGAGGCUGAACACAGUGUAACAUCUGUGGGAACCACCUGUCUUCUACCAUGAAUGUUUAUCUCAUGAGCUAUUGUAUAGGUAACUAAGGCUGCAUUUGGUCCCUAAGGAUUUUAAUUCAGGCUCUGUCUUUAAGAAGUGUUCAUUUCUGGAAAACUAAUCUUAGAAAGAAGGUAGGAUAAAGGGUGAAAUAAUCUGACAUGAGGGCAGCAUUAGUGUAGCAUUUCCCUGCUCUGCUUCCCCCUCAGGAGAAGUCACAGUCAGGUUGCCCCUGUUCAGAAACUGAUGGAACAGGAAUUACUAACACUGCCAGCUGACUUAGGCCAUUCACAGCUGUAUGUAGGGAAAUAUGACCAAUGGAAAACUUUACUUUUAUUCAAGAGCCUCAGACUGGAUCUGGAAGAAAUCACUGGCUCUGUUUCCCAAAGAGGUGCUCCACCACACGCUCUCCACUGCCUCUCUAAUGGUACCUUACUUUUCUAAAACAUAACUGCUACCAAUGGUGAAAUGCUAUAACUCUUUUCCACUCCAAAAACUUCACUGGCUCAGCACUGAGCUCCUGGAUUUCAGCCUUCAGUUCUGAACUGAUCUAAGGGAUUUUACCUUCAGUAGAGAGCAUCUUUCACUCAUUAAGAUACCAAAGUGAUUAAGAGAUUGCGUAUCAGCAGGCAUAACUCCAUCCAUCACUCAAAUGCAGCAAAGCAGCUGUUCACCAUUACACAUAAACUUUAUCCAGAAGCUUGGAACAGGCAUAAAACCACUCAGUUGAUAAUGGAAAAUAAAUUUUAAAAGAAAGUAACUCCACCCACAGGACUCCAGUACAUACUUCCUUGUUCUUGAAAAAUGCUGCUAGAAUUAUUCUUAAUUACAAGGAAUUAAGAGCUAAUACUCCUGAUUUAAGUCUGAAUUGAUUCCCAUGUCACUGUGCAUCCAGUAACUCCAUAGAAAAUGAUGAUGUGCUCCUAGCUGAGCAAAUAUGAGAUCAGUUUAGUUCAGCUCGGAGAAGAGACAUAAGCUAAGUCACAUUGCCUUGUGUUUGCUGUGUUCCUGUGUGAGCAUAGUUACAGCAGCUCAGCACAUGUGCAAUGAUUUACCAAACUUCAGCCACACAAUGGUAAGCCUGAGGCCUAUGUCUCGUUCAUGAGAGGCUAAGACUGACUGAUUCUCUAUGUGGAGUCUGACAUGGAGGAUUAAUUCUUUAGAUAAGAGAACCCAGUGCAUCCAUUCACGUCUUGGAAAAGUGCUGCCAAAUCCUAGUGUUCAGUACCUCAUCAGUACAAAUGCAAAAUUAUAGAGGAGGUAUUGACAAGGCAAAAGGCAUUUGUGAAAUACUUUGAAGUUAUACAAAGUAAACAAAAAACUUCGCUAGGACCAAGACAGAAAAAUUCUGCAUUGAUAUUUACCUUUACCUUGUGUACAUCAAUAAGGUAUGGCACAUGCAAGUGUGAACAUCAACACCUCCAAAACUGCUGGAGCCAUCAGUUCUGUACCCAGGCGAUAUAAGCAUGCCUUCUGCACUUUCAUUGCUAACGCCUCCUUCAACAGAUUGGAAUCAUGCAGGUGUGGAGCAGGGAUACCUCGUUUUGGGCACGUGAUUACAUACAACUGAGUUACAGUGACUUACUAAGUUAGCGCUCUCCUGACACACCAUCAGCGGCAUAGUUUCUGUUGACUUGACACAAUGGCAACCUAAACCUAUUAGUUUAGCUGAAGGCACUUGAUCUCACUUUGGGGUAAGCCAGGGACAUGUGCAUGGGCCACAGCACCUUAACUUGCAAGCACCAGCUUUUUAAAUUGGCACAAAGUGAUGGUGUCACAGACAUAUGCUCAGUCCCUGGAAAAGUAGGCAUGGCUGCUCAGCUGUGGCCCAAAGGUCAAGUAGCUGAAAAUACAGUCUACACCUUAAAAUGUUUAGUAUUUUGCCACUAGACUAAAAUUACAAAUUGAAAGCAUUCUUUUUUUUCCCCACAUUAAUACAAAUUCCUUAUGAAAAUUGAACAAAAUACACCCUUAAGCUAAUAAUUAUGAACUCAGGAUGUUAACUAGGAUGCAGGAAACCAGUUGUAACUGUUUCAGUUAAAUCAUCUCCUCUUCUUGAGAAAAAGAAAGGUUUAUUUCCAGCAUUUAAAGGGAAAAAUAUACAUUAUUCCAAUGGAUUAGAUAGCCUGCUCACCACUAGUCAUGAGUACUACAGAAAUCUAAUAAUGUAAAGAUACAAAGACGAUUCUGUAUGCACACACUGACUCUAUGCAUAUCAUAAAUGCAAUCAUAGCAGUCAUUAAAUAAAUUGCACUUAUGACAGUUUAUUGCCCACAGUAUAUUUGUUCUCCCACUACUCCACCUUCUUUAACCAUGAGCAUAAUAUUCCAAAGCUCUAAGAGAGCAGCUUCCCACAGCUAUUUUAGAAGCUGCAGACAGACAAGCAAUGUUUUGUGUUCCUUCAUCCCAAAUGUCAAACACAGACGGCUUCUACCUGCUGACCCAAAGAAGAGAGAAAAGAAAAGCAUCAGGCAUAUCAAGACAUCAUCUCUUCAGGAGCAGAAAUAGGAAUGUUGUGCUGUCAGAGAUGACGAUAUCUCUCAUUCAGUACUUGCUCUGAGCUUCAUGAGGUCCCAAGACAUCAAACUUUAAAAGGUGACUGUGCAGGAAAAAAGUAAAGAAGCAGAAGCUAUUCUGGGUUGUGCCAAGAGCUGUUUUGAAUGUCUCAGAUCCUGAAAUGUGAACAGUUGGUGUAAAAGAGCCUAAAUGCUUUGACUUUAGAGGCAAAGGGCUAUGAAGAUUAAAGUGCUGAUAACUAGUAUAUAUAUUGUACAACAUUCUAAACCAGAUCAGUUUCUGUAAUUUGAUCUUAUCUCUGAGUAUUCAUCUUCUCCAUAUUUUAGAUGAUAGGGACCUUGCAUCACAAUAAGGAGUCAUGUAUGUUCUAUAUACAAUAUAGAAAGGAUUGUUAUAUCAGGACUGCAAUGUUAAACUAUUGCUUGUUGGCAUAAGUUUCUUCAGGUUCCUGUUUACUAUUGGAGCAGAUGAAAGUCCCACAGGUGUUAGCCACGGGAGGAAACAGAAGACAUUUUCAGGCAGUACAAUACUGAGGGAAAAUAAAAAAGGCUGACAAGUGCCAUCUAAUAUUGCAUAGUACAAGAAAAAAGUAGAAGGAAACUACUAAAAAGAACAAUAUCAUAUUGCAAGGUCUCUGAAUAAGUUGUAUGAAACUCUGAGAAAUCAUGUAUAUGUAUUUGUAAUACUGAAUUUCUACCAAAUGUCUUAUUUGAAUAAAUAUAAGUGUAAGUGCAUGA